AUGAGUUCAGCAAGGAGAGCAUGGAUUGUGGCAACUAGUGUUGGAAUUGUAGAGGCCUUGAAGGAUCAAGGUGUCUGCAGGUGGAACUACGCUUUAAGAUCAGCUCAAAAACAAGUUAGAAACCAUGUUGGAUCUUUGUCACAGGCAAAGAAGCUUCCCUCUACAUGUAGUAGACUAAGGGGAAAGCACUCAGAGGAGUCCUUAAGGACUGUUAUGUACUUAAGUUGUUGGGGUCCCAACUAA
Messenger RNA from Abrus precatorius (Indian licorice), 243 nucleotides. RefSeq lists its product as uncharacterized. The transcript has a single exon. NCBI's taxonomy places the organism in Eukaryota, Viridiplantae, Streptophyta, Magnoliopsida, Fabales, Fabaceae. The record is from RefSeq and is a predicted model, not a curated record. The coding region runs from base 1 to 243 and encodes 80 amino acids.